This is a messenger RNA of Penicillium cinerascens, 1305 nucleotides long. Its product is annotated as acyltransferase family protein. The record is from RefSeq and is a predicted model, not a curated record. Gene Ontology annotation, cellular component: membrane. Gene Ontology annotation, molecular function: acyltransferase activity, transferring groups other than amino-acyl groups. The transcript has a single exon. The coding region runs from base 1 to 1305 and encodes 434 amino acids. Lineage: Eukaryota; Fungi; Ascomycota; Eurotiomycetes; Eurotiales; Aspergillaceae. Gene Ontology annotation, biological process: polysaccharide biosynthetic process.
AUGGACCGUACCACCUGGCUCGAUGGCCUCCGCGGUAUUGCAGCGGCCAUUGUCGCGACAGAUCACUACUUCAUGGGCGGCGUCUUAGACUAUGCUUUCAACUCCUUCUGGGCUGAUCCGCCAGAAGAGAACAGACGGCUGCUGCAGCUGCCUCCGAUCCGCCUCCUUUUCGCCGCUCAUGCUAUGGUGCCGAUGUUCCUGGUGAUCUCGGGCUAUGCGAUCUCUAUCAACCUUCUUCGACUGCGGAAUAACAACACCGCUGAUUUCGUGCGCCGGCUUUCGUCUGCUGUGACACGCCGUAUCUUCCGUAUUUACUUGCCGGUUUUCGUUAUCGCGGCCAUCUCGCAGUUCCUUUACUUCUGUAAUAUCUACCAGUGGAGCUUUGGUGACGAGGUCGUCUGGGGCCGGAAACCUUGGACGGCGCCAUGGCUGCACGUUACUUUUGUCUUCCGCUAUAUGCUGGACAUUAUGAACAUCAUUAAUUUCCAGGGAAAUCCUGGACUUAAUGGUCAGCUGUGGACCAUGCCACUCGAAUUCAGGGGAUCGUACGUGGUCUACCUCGCCGUCUUGGGACUGGCAUUUUGGAGACCGCAUCUCCGGCGGUUGGCAUUAGCAGCGCUGAUGGCGUAUUGGUUCUACUUUGGACUGUGGGACAUCUUUGCCUUUUUAACCGGUCUCUAUCUCGCGGAAAUGCGGCUUUUGUCCGAUGUCAGCGCGGAAGACAGUGAGCCGAAAUUGCCCUAUUACUCAUGGACACCGAGUAUCAGGUCCGUCGACUUUUCCACUAUUCGCACCGCUUCCUGCUUCAUUCUCGGUGUUUACCUGGUCUGUCUUGGCGACGACGGGCAACUCCCCCCUGGGUAUCAGUUCCUGAAACUCGCGGAAUCCUCACGCUGGGAGAACGACUGGGCGGUUCUGAGCAAGUGCUGGAAAACAGUGGGCUCAGUGCUCGUCGUCUAUGCGAUCAGCCAAUCGCCUCGUCUUCAGCGUCCACUGAAUUCUGGCCCCAUGCAGUAUUUGGGCAGAAUUUCAUUUUCGCUGUACCUGGUUCAUCAAUCUAUUUACCAUCUCGUACGAGAUCCGGUCAGGAACUUUUUGUGGUACGUUGCUACCAGAGAGACAUACCCCGGCACGCAGGCAGCAAGUGAGUUCACGGUUCCGUUUGCAUUUGUGUGGCUUGUUGGGUAUGUGAUUAUGUCUGCGAUAAACAUUUAUGUUGCAGAUCUGUAUACGCGAUUCGUUGACGAGCGAUGUGUACAAAUUGCGAAGAGGAUCGAUAGAUGGUUUACUCGGAAGUAUUUUUAA